Molecule: messenger RNA, 1847 nt
Organism: Phycodurus eques (leafy seadragon)
Lineage: Eukaryota; Metazoa; Chordata; Actinopteri; Syngnathiformes; Syngnathidae
Product: oocyte zinc finger protein XlCOF6.1-like
Exons: 2
Coding region: 124-1419 (431 amino acids)
Cellular component (GO): nucleus
Source: RefSeq, a predicted model, not a curated record
UCCGCUUAAGCUAGUUUAGCAUAGCUUGCUAAGUGCUAACAAAAAAAACAAAUGCGACGUGUUUGUUAGCUCCCCAAAGCUUAGCAAAGUGUGACUGUAAAGUGUUGUGCUUAUCGCGUGAAAAUGUGUGCAAAACGUGCGAAAGACGAAGACGAGGAUUUCAGGAGGCGUCAAGAUGUGUUGCACAAAGCAGACAUCAGUGAAGAAUAUCUUCGUCCUGAGCAGCACGGGCCAGAGUACGCACACUUGGAAGAGGAAGAGGAGUUGGGAUGCCCCAAAAUUAAAGAGGAGGAGGAGCCAGAGCACCCCCGCAUGAAAGAGGAAGAUGAGCUGGAGAUGACCGACGUUAAAAAUGAAGAGCAGCAAGCUGAUAUCACCAACUUGCCAUUGACUGUCAUCGUGAAGAGUGAAGAUGACGGCGAAGGACACGGUGAUGGAGACCACCGUGGAGCAUCACAAGCGAGCAGCCUCUCAGCGCCGCUGUCGGAAAGUGAUGACGUCACAUCAAGCUCUCCUGACACCGAUGAGGAACACUCUAAAGGUGCUACGGCACGUCACACUGACAACAAAGGUGUGAAAUGUUCUCAGUGUGCCAAAAUGUUUGACAACGAGUCCUCCUUGAAAAGACACGCAAGCACACACACUGGAGAAAAACCCUUUGCUUGCUCAGUUUGCGGGAAAAGAUUUUUCGCCAAGAGACAUUUAAUAGCACACACGCGAACACACACUGGAGAAAAACCCUUUUCCUGCUCUGUUUGUGGUAAAAAUUUCACUCAGAACGGACAUUUAAUAGUACACAAAAGAACGCAUACAGGGGAGAAAACUUUUGUAUGCUCAGUUUGUGGUAAAAGGUUCACUCAGAAAGGACAUUUAAUUGCACACACAAAAACACACACCGGGGAGAAAACGUUUGCCUGCUCAGUGUGUGGUAAAACAUUCACUCGGAAGGCGCAUUUAAACAAUCACAUAAGGAGUCAUACAGGAGAAAAAGAUUUCAGCUGCUCGGAUUGCGGUAAAAGAGUCACUCAUAAGGAUCGUUUGAACUCACACAUGAUAACGCACACUGGGGAGAAACCUUUUGCCUGUUCAGUUUGCGACAAAAGAUUCUCACGAAAUGGGGAUUUAAGAACACACACAAGAAUACACACUGGUGAGAAACCGUUUGCCUGCUCAGACUGCACCUUAACUUUCAGUGAUCGCUCAGGAUUGGUUCAACACAGGAGAACACACACUGGGGAGAAAAAGUUUGCAUGCUCCAUUUGUGGCAAACGAUUCUCUCAAAGAGGCACGUUGAGAACACACACGCGAACACACACUGGUGAGAAACCAUUCAGUUGCAGUGUGUGUGAUAAACUAUUCCCCCAUAAGUAUCAAGUUAAGAAACAUAAGUGUACCAGAGAGAUAAGCAUCGGUAAAUGAAAGGUUUUUUUUUUUUUUUUUUUAAAUUGUCAAAAAAAAGUGUGACUCUUCUUGGUCAGUUGUAAAAUUUGUUGUCCUUUUUUUUUGUUUUAGUUUUCAAACAGUGAUUGUACUGUCGGUGAUAAUAUGGCAUCAGAAGACCACAACAAAACAUAAUCAAGUGUAAGCCUUAAAAUAUUCCUCCCACAUGAUUUACACACAUUCAAAUUCAUUACAACAUAUUUUUCAAACAUAGCGAAAUGCACACAAAAUAAUUGAAAGCAUCUUAAAAAUGGAACUGACGAGCGCUAUAAACUGCAGAUUUUAUUGAUGUUGCGAGAAUUUCUGCAACAGAAAGUUAGAUAUGUUUACCAGAAAAACAUACAAUGUAGCUGUACCUAUAAGCAUAUAUAGUAUUUUUCCUUUUAAAUUACACAUGACGAAUGCCA